GCUAGGGCCUGUAUCAGCCUCAUCCUAAUAACGUGCAGGAUUUUGGCUCUUGUCUUCCUAACUGUUGGAAAUAUGACUUCUUCAAACCCCGACCAACGCCUGGAGCAUCUUCUGAGCGCCGUGGAAAGCGAGUUCCAGAAGGGCAGCGAGAAGGGGGACGUGUCGGAGAGGGAUAUUAAACUGACGCUGGAAGAUGCGGAAUUGUGGAACAAGUUCAAAGAGUUAACUAACGAGAUGAUCGUCACCAAAACUGGAAGGAGGAUGUUUCCCGUUCUCAGGGCCAGCGUCUCCGGCCUGGAUCCGAACGCCAUGUACUCCGUGCUGCUGGAUUUCGUAGCCGCGGACAAUAACCGCUGGAAAUAUGUGAACGGGGAGUGGGUGCCCGGAGGCAAACCGGAGCCCCAGAGUCCCAGCUGCGUCUACAUCCAUCCGGACUCCCCAAACUUCGGCGCGCACUGGAUGAAAGCGCCCGUCUCCUUCAGCAAAGUCAAGCUGUCCAACAAACUGAACGGCGGUGGACAGAUUAUGCUCAACUCUCUGCAUAAAUACGAGCCAAGAAUACACAUUGUGAAGGUCGGGGGCAUCCAGAAGAUGAUCAGCAGCCAGUCUUUCCCCGAAACUCAGUUCAUUGCUGUCACCGCUUACCAGAAUGAGGAGAUCACAGCUCUGAAGAUAAAGCACAAUCCUUUUGCCAAAGCCUUCCUGGAUGCCAAAGAAAGGAGUGACCAUAAAGAAGUUCCUGACCACAGUGCAGACAGCCAACAAUCUGGUUAUUCUCAGCUUGGAGGUUGGUUCCUCCCUGGCCAGAGUCCCAUCUGCCCCAGCAGCAGCCCACCUCAGUUUAGUGGUACAGCAGGCCACUCAUCUGGAUCCUACUGUGAACGCUACUCCAGCCUGAGGAGCCACAGAGCGGCUCCGUACCCCAGCCAUUACCCCCACCGCACCUCCAGCACAAACAACUACAUGGACAACACCUCAGGAGCUCUGCCUUCUCAUGACAGCUGGUCCACCCUCCAGAUUCCAAACUCCACAGGCAUGGGAACUCUGUCCCACUCUACCAACUCAACAUCUAAUUCUAGUCAGUACCCCAGCCUCUGGUCAGUAGCCGGCACCACGCUGACCCCUUCAGGCUCAGCCUCAGGCUCCAUACCCGGAGGUCUGACCUCUCAGUUCCUGAGGGGCUCCUCCUACACAGGCCUGACCUCCUCACUACCCGUCUCCUCGCCAUCCUCCAUGUACGACCCGAGCCUGAGCGAAGUUGGAGUUGGGGAAGCCCAGUUUGAGAGCUCUAUCGCCAGACUUACAGCAACCUGGGCGCCUGUUGCUCAGAGCUACUGAAACUUUGACUCCUUUGUCUGGUCGUUAUCCGGGGAGACCAGAGACUUCCGGAACAGCAUUAAAGACUAAAAUCAGGAGGAGAUAUUCUAAAGUUUAGAUCACUGAAAAAGACGUAGUGAACCAAGCUGGUGAGAAAAGAUCGGCCACCUCAGUUUCACUUUUAAAUGGAAGCACAAAUUGAGAGAUUGAAAUUGAGAGUUGAUUCAUAAUUAAAUAUGAAUUUGUAAAUAAGUAAAGAAACAGUGUUUUUUCUUGGAGUGGAAAGUGACGACCACUCCCACCUUUCAUGGAGGAAACUGUCAUCUGUGCAAUCUGCAACCUACUGCUUACUUGGUUUAAAAGUCCUCAACAUAAAUUUUAAUGGUUAGUUUUAAGCUAAAUGGUCAAAAUUAUUUGCUCUUAAAAAGUCUUGCAUGAUAAUUACAUGUCCCGUCCGUUUUUGUCUUCAUGCCUGUGAAUGCUUACUGACAUUUGCUUUCAUUUUAUCUGUCAAAAAAAGUUCUGCUAACAUAACUGUGUACAUGUGUGUAUAAAAGUAACUUAACGUUCUGUUUUGUUUUUGUUUUUGUUUUUUUUUUCAAAUAUAAAUGUGCCUUUUGUGAUUGCAAUAUAAAUGGCCCACUUUGAGAGCUACAAGUGCCUUCUGCUUCCUGGCGAGGUUUUACACCUGUUCAGAUAGCUGUACAUAAACUAUCUAUUUGUAUUUGAACUUGCUGUAAGUUUUAUUUAUGUCGUUUAAUAAUAAAUUAAAAAUAUUUCUUUUCUCA
Messenger RNA from Melanotaenia boesemani (Boeseman's rainbowfish), 2105 nucleotides. It is a transcript of the gene tbxta, whose product is annotated as T-box transcription factor Ta. Gene Ontology annotation, molecular function: DNA-binding transcription factor activity, RNA polymerase II-specific; RNA polymerase II cis-regulatory region sequence-specific DNA binding. Gene Ontology annotation, biological process: positive regulation of DNA-templated transcription; cell fate specification; heart morphogenesis. Gene Ontology annotation, cellular component: nucleus. The coding region runs from base 73 to 1338 and encodes 421 amino acids. NCBI's taxonomy places the organism in Eukaryota, Metazoa, Chordata, Actinopteri, Atheriniformes, Melanotaeniidae. The record is from RefSeq and is a predicted model, not a curated record. The transcript is spliced from 8 exons.